This is a messenger RNA of Solea senegalensis (Senegalese sole), 3153 nucleotides long. It is a transcript of the gene ube2kb, whose product is annotated as ubiquitin-conjugating enzyme E2Kb (UBC1 homolog, yeast). Gene Ontology annotation, cellular component: nucleus. Gene Ontology annotation, molecular function: ubiquitin conjugating enzyme activity; protein binding. Gene Ontology annotation, biological process: protein polyubiquitination; proteasome-mediated ubiquitin-dependent protein catabolic process. The coding region runs from base 497 to 1099 and encodes 200 amino acids. The transcript is spliced from 7 exons. The record is from RefSeq and is a predicted model, not a curated record. NCBI's taxonomy places the organism in Eukaryota, Metazoa, Chordata, Actinopteri, Pleuronectiformes, Soleidae.
CAAUGCAAAGAAUAUUUUUGUGGUACCGCUCUGUAUUCUGCUUCUCUAACUUUUGCCUCUUUUUUUAAAAUCAAUAAUUAACAUAGAUUUAAGGUCGUGGCGUUUAAAUGUGCCUGUGGUAAAUGCAUUGUAUUCGUCACAUGAUGAAAUAUCCUGAAGGUAAGUUUGAAAAGAACACGAACCUAAACGUUUUUUUUCCAGCCUGCGGAGCUCAUGAAUGAAAAGUUCCAGUUGGUGCUCCGUUUAGCCGCAGCACUGAGUGCAUGUUCUGGACUGACUGACUGACGCUGUCCGCUGGAAGGCAGGCAGGCAGGCAGGUAGUCGACGGCCACGGUGAAGCUGCCACUAAUGUGAAAGUGACAAAAGGACACCGUAUAAUUGUGAAAGCUCCGACCUCGCAGUCUCCAUACAGCCAGACAACACUGAGGGCAGAGAGAGACAGAAGGGCCCCCGGACUAUCACUCCUUUCAGCAGCAGCAGCUCAGCGGACACAGUCAUGGCUAACAUCGCGGUCCAAAGGAUCAAGCGGGAGUUCAAAGAAGUUCUCAAAAGCGAAGAGACGAGUAAAAACCAGAUAAAAGUUGAUUUGGUGGACGAGAACUUCACAGAAUUGAGGGGGGAGAUAGCAGGUCCACCAGAUACACCAUAUGAAGGUGGAAGGUAUCAGCUUGAAAUAAAAAUCCCAGAAACAUAUCCUUUUAACCCACCAAAGGUUCGUUUCAUCACUAAGAUCUGGCACCCAAAUAUCAGUUCUGUGACAGGAGCAAUAUGUCUGGAUAUUUUAAAAGACCAGUGGGCAGCAGCUAUGACACUGCGGACGGUGCUAUUGUCUCUACAGGCUCUUCUUGCUGCAGCAGAACCAGAUGACCCACAGGAUGCAGUAGUAGCCAAUCAGUAUAAGCAGAAUCCAGAAAUGUUCAAACAGACUGCAAGGCUGUGGUCUCACGUCUAUGCUGGCGCUCCUGUCUCCAGUCCCGACUACACACGUAAAAUAGACAAACUCUGUGCCAUGGGCUUUGAUAAGAAUGCAGUAAUAGCAGCCUUGUCUUCAAGAUCCUGGGAUGUGGAAACUGCAACAGAGCUGCUCCUCAGCAACUGAGAGACCACCAGGCGUGAGGAUCCCUAACAAAACUCCCUUCGUCACAGCAUCGGCUCCUCCCCGGGCACAUUCCACCAUCAUCGCCUUUCAGUGCACAGAAAAACACCCUGUUCACCGCAGCAGUCCAAGCCGUUUUGUUUGCUACAAAUUUGACAGCGGUAGCACCUCAAUCACCAAUAUGCACACACACCACACUGUUGCCUGCCUUCAUUCUGCUGAUGUCACAUAAUCAAAAUGUGUAUUAUAAUAAGCCCCGAAAACUUUCAGUCAUGCAUCACGUCUUCCAUUCCAUUUUAACACAUUGGCAACUGAAAUAUUUUUCCCCCUAAAAUGUGUCAAACAAUAUCACGAAGAAUCAAAUUACUGUCGCUGCCUGGUAGAUGUUCCCACGGAAACAUUUGAAAGAAAUCUUCACACUGCUCUCUCACCACGUCAACAUUUACUCCUUCAGCUGAAGGUUGGACCUUGUGUUAAGAUUAUUUUCUCUCUCACGGACAUUUAUUGCUGGAUUUAGAUUCACUUGACUGUAUUGUGUUCUGUAUGAGCAGUGUAACAGAUUUUUUUUUUUUUAAGAGGCAUCAAUCAUCUGCAGAUGUCUGUAGGAAUGGGAAAAAAAAGAUCUCGCCAACAUCCUCCAACAUCCGCAUACAUACACACAAGUUAUCUGUAAAUAGAUGCGUGUACAUUUGAAAAUACAAUGGGGAUAUACUUUUUUUCUUACAUGGCAUUGUAAAAGAAAUUAUUUUAAAUAUAAUCUAUGCCUGGUUUACAGUUAUAUGGAAGAGAUCUUUUUAUGCUUCUGGAACCCAUAAGAAAUGCCUUUGACUUUUUUAGUUUUAUUUAAUAUUUUUAUUUUAUUUUAAAGAUUGAUGUUUAGAGGUGGCACAGCCAAAACACUGGCCCUUAUGGCUCCGGAGUUCAGCGCCAGCUCAGGCCCAUAAAGGUCAUGACAUGCCACAGUCCAACCUUUUCACGCGUCUUUAAGUGUCCUAUGCGGCCUUUAUAUUGAGUUGAGCCAAUAUGUGAUGAGGUGUCUGCUUGAUUUAAGUCCCUUCAGACUCCUGGAACAACUCGAGCACACACAAGUUUGUCGUGUCAUCUAUAGGGAAACGGCCUUCUCUAUUGAUGGAAAAUUCUCUCUGCUCUGAACAGAUUAAUCCGACACGCUUCAAGAACAAACGUGCGUGUCUGAAUGUCACCAAGGAUUUGAGGUUGCAAUGCAGUGGUUUUUUUUAUUUCUGGAUUUUCGGAGUAGUCGGUUUCGACCACAGGCAUGGAUAAAGGUUUGCUCAUCCUCUCAGUCUCAGUCAAGGAGCGUUAUCACUGAUCACAGCGGUAGUGCAGCCGUAAUCCAAUCAAAAACUUUGGCCAUAUGUACAGGCAUUAUAAGUGAUGUUCUAUAUUACCAGACAUGCUUUACUACACAGCCAAAAAAAAGUGCUCAUUGAGGUUUUCUGAAAGAGGCUGGAACUCCUCUGUUCUUCUGUGAAGCAGAUAGCAGCUCUGCAGUGUUUUUGACCCGAGGUUCAUGAACUGUAAAUUAAUGCUUAAGAAGUGGGGUGUCUGUGCAUCCUCACACGUGGUCGAUCUUUGGUUUAAAAACUUCCUUAUGCUUGCCCCGCUCAGUCCCUAACAACACAGUGGUACAUCACAGUACGACACUGAGAAAUCGUGCAGUCUCCUCAUAUGACUUUAAUCAUGUUCCCAGCCAGAACCAAAAAAUGAAUAGGUACUGUCCGUCAGGGGGUUGAGCACACACACACAAUAUCCCCUUUGUGUAAAUAGCCAGGUCCUUGAUUAAGAGCCGUCUUGUUAUGAGUGUGCACCAUUGAUGGCUGAAUCUAUAUUUUGUAAGAAAAAGAAAGAACAAAAAAGAGUCGCCCCCCCCCAUCCCCCGUCUUCCUGGUGUUCUCACUAUGUACAAUAUUGCACGAUGACAACUUAAAAAAGGGGCUGUUGCAUCUCAGUUUCUCCAUUUUGAUUGAAAGAUUUUCCUUUUUUGUUUUCUUGGAAGCAAGCAUCAGCAGUAUAUAAAGCAUGGUUAUUUAUUGUGA